AGCGGAAGUGCUAGUCUGCCCCUUCCCGGACCGAGCGAAGCGCCGGCGCGGCCCCUGCCCGCGUCCUCCUCCCCGCGGCCCUCGGAGACCGCGCUCGGCCGCUGCAGAGCCGCGAGUUACAGGAUGUCCGAAGGGGACAGCGUGGGAGACUCGGUCCACGGGAAGCCUUCUGUGGUGUACAGGUUCUUCACACGCCUCGGCCAGAUCUACCAGUCCUGGCUGGACAAGUCCACUCCGUACACGGCUGUGCGAUGGGUGGUGACGCUGGGCCUGAGCUUUGUCUACAUGAUCCGGGUCUACCUGCUGCAGGGCUGGUACAUCGUGACCUAUGCCUUGGGGAUCUACCACCUGAACCUCUUCAUCGCUUUCCUGUCUCCCAAGGUGGACCCGUCCUUGAUGGAGGACUCAGAUGAUGGCCCCUCGCUACCCACCAAACAGAACGAGGAGUUCCGGCCGUUCAUCCGCAGGCUCCCCGAGUUUAAGUUCUGGCACUCGGCCACCAAGGGCAUCCUGGUGGCCAUGGUCUGCACCUUCUUCGAGGCGUUCAACGUGCCGGUGUUCUGGCCCAUCCUGGUCAUGUACUUCAUCAUGCUCUUCUGCAUCACCAUGAAGAGGCAGAUCAAGCACAUGAUCAAGUACCGGUACAUCCCGUUCACGCACGGCAAGAGGACGUACAAGGGGAAGGAGGACGCGGGCAAGACGUUCGCGAGUUAGACGGGCCGCCCGCCGCCCCUCGGAGCCCUCGGCGGGCUGAGCCGUUGUAACAGCGCCUUCUUUCUUCACAUAAAGUAGUUGAUGGCGAGGGAGUCGGAUUUUCUUUUUAAAAAGGAGCUUCAAUUAUUUGUAACUGAAAUAAUGGGUUCUCGAGGAAACUGCCAUGGAACCCGAAUUGCAUUGAUUCCUUUACAGUGACACCAGGUGUUUAAACGGACAGAAUUAGGAAGUCAGGCUGGGCAGACGGCCGAGGGGGCUGGGGGCGAAGGACCCCUGAGGAGGCCGCGGCCACGCCCAGCGGAGCCGGAGCCACAGCGGGAGCUGCGCUCACAGGUUUGCAGAACGCCGGGUCCCGGCCGCUUCCCAGCCUCCCCUCGCCGAGGUGUUCCCACGGCCUCAUGACUGGAGCUCUGUCUUAGCCACGUGAUUGCUUUUGGGGCCUGGAAUUAUAAAUAUAUAUUAUAUUUUAAUUGUU
Messenger RNA from Eptesicus fuscus (big brown bat), 1189 nucleotides. It is a transcript of the gene RER1, whose product is annotated as retention in endoplasmic reticulum sorting receptor 1. The coding region runs from base 124 to 714 and encodes 196 amino acids. Gene Ontology annotation, biological process: protein retention in ER lumen; retrograde vesicle-mediated transport, Golgi to endoplasmic reticulum. Lineage: Eukaryota; Metazoa; Chordata; Mammalia; Chiroptera; Vespertilionidae. The transcript is spliced from 7 exons. The record is from RefSeq and is a predicted model, not a curated record. Gene Ontology annotation, cellular component: Golgi membrane.